Molecule: messenger RNA, 610 nt
Organism: Brassica rapa (field mustard)
Lineage: Eukaryota; Viridiplantae; Streptophyta; Magnoliopsida; Brassicales; Brassicaceae
Source: RefSeq, a predicted model, not a curated record
GUGUGAAUAAAGUUUCCACCUUUGACUUGACAAAGUUGCGUUAAGGAAGGAAGGAUGCGUAGAUCGGCGAGUGGCUCAAGAGUUUCUGAUCAAUCACCGUCACCGUCUCCGCCUCGAUCUCAGAGUGCAACGUUUAUGGAAGAUGAUGUGGAGCUGCUGUUGCCAAGGUACGACCCGAGUUCUCAACCGGGGAAGAGAGAGAAGUCACGGUUGAGAUCUGCAGAAAACGUCAUCCAUUUCAUUCCUCUCCUUCUUCUGCUCUGUGUUGUAAUCCUCUGGCUCUUUUCUCAUUCAGUCGCAAUACUAAACCUGUGAUGGACCUGGAAUUUGUCAGCAGCUUGAAGGAGUUAAUUUGAGUGGAAGAAGACAAUUGUUGUUAAUUGGGAAUGAAACAUCUUUUUACUGCAAGACUUCGAUGAGAUGGGGCCAGCCAGUCAAAUGAUUUUUCUGUACCCACACACAUUCAUUGUCAUAUAUCAUACGGUAUAUUGUCUGAAAUCUGAAUGAAAUUUCUAUUUGAGAUCACUAUUUAUAGUAGUCCUUGAUUUUUAUUCUUUUCCAACAAACUUUAAACAGCACUGUUAUGUAAUAAAAUGUGAAAUUUCAAGUA